This is a messenger RNA of Rhinolophus ferrumequinum (greater horseshoe bat), 906 nucleotides long. Its product is annotated as VIP peptides-like. The record is from RefSeq and is a predicted model, not a curated record. Gene Ontology annotation, molecular function: peptide hormone receptor binding; neuropeptide hormone activity. The transcript is spliced from 7 exons. Gene Ontology annotation, biological process: negative regulation of smooth muscle cell proliferation; adenylate cyclase-activating G protein-coupled receptor signaling pathway; phospholipase C-activating G protein-coupled receptor signaling pathway. Gene Ontology annotation, cellular component: perikaryon; neuron projection. The coding region runs from base 184 to 906 and encodes 240 amino acids. NCBI's taxonomy places the organism in Eukaryota, Metazoa, Chordata, Mammalia, Chiroptera, Rhinolophidae.
GAGCUUUGUGAUUGCUCAGGCCUAAGCACAACCCUAUAAAAUGAGGGGCCUUGAAAUGCUGGUCAGGGUAGACUGCAAGCAGCUGCUGGCAAUAAUAUGAACCCUUAGCCAGGACGAGGUUCUGGUUCAGCUUUGAGGGCAGAGAACUGGUGGAGCCAAAGACAAGCUUCCAGGUUGGCUGAGAUGGCAACCCGAAGAAAGCCCCAGCUCCUUGUGCGCCUGACACUGUUCAGUGUGCUCUUCUCACAAAUGCUGGCUUGGCCUCUUUUCGAAGCACCUUUUCUGAAAAUACCAUUUGAAGGAGUAAUUGAUCAUGAUGAAGCUUUCCUAACACCAGACACUAACAUCUUGCCAAAUGCACUUGCUGGAAAUGACAGGAAUGCCAGACACGCUGAAGAAAUUUUAACCAGUGACUAUAAAAGACUCUUGGGACAACUUCCUGCCAAAAGAAACGUUGAAUCCUUUAUUGGAAAAGGAGAUAGUGAUAACAUCUCAGAGGACAAAGUUACAACCAAACGUCAUGCGGAUGCAAUGUUCACUGACAAAAAGGCUCGUAUUGGAAAGCAAAAAAAGCCUCGGAAGCCACUCUUCAAGAAACGUCGUCGUAAUAGGGUCAGGCCUCCGGCUUGGUGGGGGAAAUCUGGCCAGGGUGACCGUGGCAGUGCCUCCCAAGCUGAACCCAAUGAGAGGGACCGGGGACAAGCAGCGGAUCCUCCUGUCGGACCAGCCAAAGACGCUCCUAAGAUCCCAGGAGGGAUGCGAGCAGGGCAGCACCUGAGUAAAUCCCCCUCCCCACCGUCUGCGACAUCUUACACUACGGGAGGGGAGCAAAGUAAGCCUGCCUUCCUAGACUGCAUGUUAAAGACUUUUAAAAGGGUUUUAGUGGAGAUUAUAGAGUCCGCAUGA